ACGAGAGGCGUCCCUCAGGGAGAGGCGAAGGGCCGGCCGAAUUGGGCCGUCCACAGCUGCGGACGGACAGCCCUGAGAUCUCCUUCGACUUCCACAGGCCCCAAGGAACGCGCUCUCCAGGGCCCUCCCACCGCUCCAACUGGAGGCUACCGUCCCCACCUUCUCCAGCCGACGCCAUGUUGCAAGUAGCGCCGCCUCUCUUUGCGCGCAGCCGCAGCAAGGCAGAAUCUGUCCGACCCUGCCCAGGCUGAAUGCAUCUGCUUCCCAAGCGGUAUCCCAGAGACAGCCGCGGCGGCGGGUGUAAGUGAGCGAGGGCGCCGAAUAGAAGGAAGGGCUACCACUUGGCCGGCCGCUGCUAGCCCUUCAUGUAGGUCCGGUGCGUCUUCUAAACCAGCCGGCUUCGCGCUCUGGCGCGGCGGCAGAAGGGUCUAGAAAGCAGAAAAAGCUGUGGAAGACUGACCCUUCCUCAGAAUGAGCAGUACUUUGUCACCCUGCAUUCCAUCUAUCUCGGGGACACAGUUUGCAGAGUCUUCUGUGCGAGAACGCAUGAGAGAGAAACUGAAGGCUGCACGAAUAGGUGAUCAUUUGUUGAGUGCAGUACAAAGAAAAGAAGGCAAGGUAUCUGCAAGAGUGAAAUUUCGUGAUGCUGGUAAAAGAGGCAAACAAAAAUCACAGAUUCAGAUGGAUUAUCCUUCUUCUGAAGAAGCCUAUAAUUUCUUUACUUUCAAUUUUGGUCCUGAGGAAGAGAAUGUAGGGGAUGACCGUGAAAACAAUGAAAAGAAUGCAUCAGAUCUAGAUGACAAGGGCACGGAGAAUCAGAAAUCUACACUCAGCAAUCAGGAAGAGCAAGAAGAGAAUGAAAUGGAUGAAGUGGAACAUCUUUUCCAUGAUAAAGGGAAUGAUGGCGUAUUUGUUAUAGAACAGACAUGUCAAGAUUUCUUAGAAAUUAGACCUGCAGAAUAUGAAAGCUAUUCUGGAAGGCUGCAGAAAGAGAAAGAUACUUUAUUUAUUCCCAGUCUGUUAAGAGUGCCUCCUUCUCUGAAGAUGCCUGAAAAUAUGCAACCACGGUUUCUUGAGGAUGAAGGUUUCUACACAGGAGAACGUCCUGUUGUGUCAUUGUCCAACCAGAACAUCAUGGAGAAUAGGAUACUCAAGCAGGAACAGGGGAAAAAGUGGUUUGGGGAUGAUGGUCAAAUUUUAGCAUUGCCCAAUCCAGUUAAACAAUCCCUUACUAGACCUCCAUUGUUUCUUACAAAGGGAGACCAAGAGAUGGACCUUGUGAUCUUUUAUAAAAAGGCUCUAAAAAUGAGACUUGCCAACCAGUACAUCGUUGGAAAUGAUGACCCACAAAGUUGCUUUCAGUUGGAUAUUGACAUUUCAGGAUUAAUAUUCACACAUCAUCCUUGCUUUAGCCGUGAACAUAUUCUGGCAGCAAAACUGGCUCAGUUAUUUGAUCAGUAUCUCUCCAGGAAACAGAGAAAUGUUACUAAACUCCUUACAGAUAAGCUUCGUGCUCUUAGAAAUUCUUUAGAAAAUAUUUUGGAUACUGCCAAAAGUGAAAUUCCAAAGUUAGUAGUCCAACAAAGCAUAACUGAAUAUAAGCUUGAAAUAAGGAAAACAAGAAGACUUCGCGAUAAUGAACAAGAAAAAGAUCGAGCAUUGCUGAAAGCCAUGAUUAAAGUGUGGAAAGAAAUAAAAUUCCUGCGGGAUUUUCAGAAGUUUAUUAACACACCCCUGAAGCUCUUCAUGAGAAAGGAAGAAGUUGACCUGAAGUUGGAUGAGAAGGCCUAUGAGGCAGAAAUUCAGGCUGAAACAGCUGAAUUACUAGAAGAAUAUAGUGAAGAGUAUGAAAUGAAAAUGGAUAAAUAUAAAACUGAACUUCGGGCAUGGAAAUCACAGAAAAAUCAAAAGAAACAAAAAAAGAAAUCAAGUCAACACUUGGAAGAUGAAGAAUCUGAGCAAAUGGAGGAAACUCUGAAGCCUCUUCCACCUCCCCCAGUUGACCAACAGCAGGUGGAGCUGCAAGUUCGCAGAAGAGCUGCUGAGAACAGAAGGCAGCCUGGAGAACCAGUUCUAAUCCCUGAAUUAAGCUUGGUGGGGAGCAUCACUCCAAAUGAGGCUUGUCCUAGAACUGAAGUUGCAAGACGUGAAGAUGUGAAGAAAAGGUCUAUCUUCUUAAAAGUUCUUUUCAAUUCCAAAGAGGUGUCUAGAACAAUUUCUCGGCAGAUGAGCUCAGACUUUAGAAUUCAUUUUGGGCAGAUUUUUAAUGUGCAAAUAUUCAAUUGGCCAGAGAGUUUAAAAUUGCAGGUAUAUGAAACAAUUGGACUCAGCAGUGCUAACUUGUUAAUGGAAGUAUUUGUGCCCAUCCCGGAGACGACUAUUCUGACAGGAAGAGCUCCAAUAGAAGAAAUUGAAUUCAGCAGUGACCAGUGUGUAACACUGGACCAUGAAGGAGUGGGCAGUGGGGUUCCAUUUUCAUUUGAAGCAGAUGGUAGUAAUAAUAUGAUUUUAAUGACUUCUGGUAAAGUGUCAUGCAGUGUGUCAUGGGCAGUUGGAGGAAAUGGGAUACCACUGGUUCCUCCAAUCUCACAGAAGAACUCUGCUCUUUCAAGUUCCUUAAAAAAAGUGGAUGCUAUUGCAUCAAUUGGCACAUCUGGAUUAACUGACAUGAAGAAAUUAGCCAAGUGGGUGACUGAAACAAAACUUGAUCCUAAUGAUCCAAGCAACGCAGCCCUAAUGCAGUUUUUAAAAAUUACUCCAUGUGGUGAUUCUUCCAUCCCAGAUUUCUUUCGACUGGACCAAUUGCAGCAAGAAUUUAAUUUUGUAUCUGAUGAGGAAUUUAAUAUGUCCAAAAGAUUUUGGUUUCUUGAGCUCAGAAAAAAUGAGGUAGCUGAAUUUCAAAAUUUUAAAUUUGUUCCUUUAUUGGAAAGAGAGAUCAGUGAAAAAAAUUUGCAGGACUAUGAGAAAAGAUUGCAGAAGAAGAAUGUCAUUGAUUCAAAGGACUAUUCGGAUGCACACAGAGCAAUUGUUGCAAAGUACAUGGAAAAGGUUAGGGAGUCAGUAAUUAAUCGUUUCCUGAUUGCAAAGCACCAUUUUGUUCUUUCUGACUUGGUCAAUGAAGAUGAAAUCCCUACUAUUGGCUUUUUGAGCAUCAGCCUCUUUAAACUGGCCGAAGCAAAGCGACCCUUAAAACCAAGGCGAAAAGAGAGGAAGAAAGUAAUAGCACAGAAUCUCUCAGAUGGUGAUAUAAAGCUCUUGGUUAAUGUUGUUAGAGCGUUUGAGCUUCCUGUUAGAAAGUGUGCUGGAAGCAAACUUCAGCAGCCAUCUAAAUCAUCAUGGGCUUUCAAUGAGAUGUUUGUUGCUUCUGCAACUCCACACAGCUCCAACCACAGUAUGGACUGGACAUUUAGCCAGGUUUCAGUUCGGCCUUUUGUAGAGGUUUCUUUCCAGCGAACAGUUUGUCAGACAACCACCGCAGAAGGGUCAAAUCCAAACUGGAGUGAAGAGCUGGAACUUCCAUUUAGAGCUCCUAACAGUGACUAUAGCAUCUCUAGUCUGCAGUCAGUGAAGGAUGACAUCUUCAUUAACAUCUUUGAUGAAGUACUGCAUGAUAUCUUAGAGGAUGAUCGUGAAAGAGAAAUCGGUGGGGUCCAUACCUGUAUGGAAAAGCGCUGGCUUGGAUUGGUUCGGAUACCAUUUACAACAGUAUAUUUUCAAGGAAGAAUUGAUGGCACAUUUAAGAUUGAUACUCCUCCCGUUCUUCUUGGCUACAGCAAAGUGAAAAAUGUGGAAAAUGACAGAAAAUAUGAUUCCAUGCAGCAUCUGAGUGAUGGUUCCUACCUUUCCUUGUUCAUUACAAUUGAACCUCAACUCAUUCCUGGAGAAUCAAUUCAAGAAAGGCUUGACACUCAAGAAGAUGAGAAGCUUCUUCAAGCAGCUGAAAGAUACAAAGCUAAAUGUGCCUUGAAAUUUCCAGAUCGCCAAUGCCUGAUCACUGUAAUUGACAUCAGUGGAAAAACUCUCUUUGUUACGAGAUUCAUCAGAGCGCUCAACCCCCCAGAAGAGCUCCUACGAGUUUAUCCAGACAGUCCACAGCAAACCUCCGAAUUAGUUGCCCGAUAUGUAGCCCUGAUUCCUUUCUUACCUGAUACAGUAUCAUUUGCUGGAAUUUGUGAUCUGUGGAGUACCUCUGAUCAGUUCCUUGAUCUUUUGGCUGGAGACGAAGAAGAACAUGCUGUGCUAUUGUGUAAUUAUUUUCUUGCUCUUGGCAAAAAGGCCUGGCUUCUAAUUGGGAAUGCUGUCCCGGAGGGACCAACAGCUUAUGUGCUAACUUGGGAACAAAACCAGUAUGUGAUUUGGAAUCCAAGUCGUGGGCAUUUUUAUGGACAAUAUGAUGCUUUCUGUCCAUUGAAAAGGGUCAGCUGUUUGAUUUCUGCAGACAAUGUUUGGUUUAAUAUUCAACAGUAUGAUUCUCCACCAAGAAUAAAUUUUGAUGUCAAUAAAACCAAAUUUUGGAAACCUUUCUUUUCUAGAAGUUUACCAUUCCCUGGUCUCUCCAGUGUUCAGCCUGAAGAACUCUUCUACCAAAAUGCAGACAAGGCUGUCGCACUACAUUUACAGAACAGGCUUGAGAAGAUACUAAAAGAAAAAAUCAUGGAAUGGCGGCCAAACCACUUGACACGUUGGAACAGAUACUGUACCUCUGCCCUCCGGCAGUUCUUGCCUCUGUUGGAGAAACAUCAAGGCAAAGAGAUAGAAGACAAUCAUCAGGCAGAGUUACAAAAACAACUUGGAGAUUACAGGGUCUCUGGAUUUCCCAUCCACUUGCCAUUUUCAGAUGUUGCAUCUAUUGUUGAGGCUGCAUAUAGUACAGGAGUUCAUAAAACUGAAAUUCCAAACACAGAAUUUGCACUAGCUGUGUAUGUUCAUGCUUACCCCAAACACAUUCUUUCUGUGUGGAUUUAUGUGGCUUCAUUAGUUUGUAAUCGAUAGGACUCUACAGAAACAGAUUGGCUUCCAUCAUUUCCAUAGAUUCCAAUAGUUGCUGCUGUUCAAGGAAUUUCCUGCCUGAGCCCACAAUACAGUUAAGGUUUGUGUACAGAAACAUCUUUGUGGUGGCGUCCCAGGGGUUUUGGUGCCAAAGUCUACUAAUAUUAUCAAGGAGGCUGGCAAGAAUGAGCAACCAGGAGUUGAAAGCCAUUGGUAUUGCAUGUAUUUAGUCAAUCAUACCCUUCUGUAUUUCCUGUCAUAUCACAGCAGGAACAUACUCAUCUCAAAAGAUUUCAGUACUUUUGCCUUCAAACCUUAGAUCAUUAAACUCAACACCCAGGGACUGUGGUGGUUAAAAGGAAAGGUAGCUCUUGACCCAACCUCAGCCAUGGAAACUUCAUGACUAAGGGCAAAAUGGUCUCCCCCAGCCCAGCUCACCUUAUUGGAUAGUGGUUGUAGAUAUAACAUGAAGAUGCCUAUAGAGGUCACCUGGAGCUUCUGAAGAAAAAGCAGCACAGAAUUCUGAAUAAUAUAGUUUAGUUUGAUAAACAUGAAGCAGAUUAUUACAGAAUAAUAAAGUUGGAAGGAAUGUUGAAGGUCUUCUAGUCCACCCUUUGGUCAGACAAGAGACCCUACACAAUUCCAUUCAAUCUCUUCUUCAAAACCCGCAGUGAUGGAGCAAUCACAACCUCUUGAGACCAGAAGCUUUAUUAAAUUGCAGAUGGAAUGAGAAUUGGUAAAACAUGUCCAGUUUUAAUGCUGCUGAGGUAUAUUCGAUGCAGGGAAACUUUUUUCAUUUUAUUUUCAGUUGGUAUUAUUGAAGUGUAAAAUAUUCCACCCCCAAUCAGAGUUAAUUAGGUAAGACCCCUUUCAGUUGCUGUGAAGACUGUAAGAGUAUAGCCGAAAUGGCAACUCAGAAGUCUGGAUAUUACUCUCCAAAAUGGACAGGGAGGAGACUUAUCAAGGGAAAUAGGCAGUUGAUUCAUAUCCACAUUUAAUCCAGCAGCUCAAGGCAGCAUAGCUGUACCCGUGUUUAUCCUUUAAUUUUCCUGAUGCAAAUUGUUUUAUAGUUGUAUAAAUUUUCCAUCCUAGGGCAGCAAAAAACUCAACUAUUGCUGCCAGGCUUUCUUGAUUCUUAGAUAUGAAUCCUGAUCAUUUCUUAGAGAUAUCAUUGUGUCCUCAUACAGGUAGGCAAGUAAACUCUCAAUACACAAGACAAAUUUUGGGCAUUUGUGCAAAAAGUCCCCAUUCACAUUUAGUGGAGGGGAAUUGUGUGGAUGACUCUUACCAGGACAACCACUGAAUUGAAUGAAUCUGAAAACGGAACAGCUUGGAAUAGAAUGGCAAGACUCUAAUGUAUUUGAAUUGCUAUCUGCAGUCUUUUUACUUGUUAAUGCAAAGUAUGUAAAUAUUUCUUGUGAGUUGUUUUUAAACUUAAAGCUUCUGUAAGUGAUUGUUUAAAAUACCAUAUAAAUCAAGGUAACUUAUUUACAAAAUAAACAUUAACAUACAGUA
Messenger RNA from Pantherophis guttatus, 6504 nucleotides. RefSeq names its product coiled-coil and C2 domain containing 2A (gene CC2D2A). The record is from RefSeq and is a predicted model, not a curated record. Lineage: Eukaryota; Metazoa; Chordata; Lepidosauria; Squamata; Colubridae. Gene Ontology annotation, biological process: protein localization to ciliary transition zone; non-motile cilium assembly. Gene Ontology annotation, cellular component: ciliary transition zone.